This is a messenger RNA of Papaver somniferum (opium poppy), 1041 nucleotides long. RefSeq lists its product as uncharacterized. The record is from RefSeq and is a predicted model, not a curated record. Gene Ontology annotation, molecular function: nucleic acid binding; RNA-DNA hybrid ribonuclease activity. The transcript is spliced from 2 exons. Bases 1 to 1041 code for a protein of 346 amino acids. Lineage: Eukaryota; Viridiplantae; Streptophyta; Magnoliopsida; Ranunculales; Papaveraceae.
AUGGAUUCCCACCUCUUCAAAUUCUGGUGGGGAGAGACUUUAGAUACUAAAGAUAGGAAACUGCAUCUAUUGGGAUGGGACAUCUUGUGCUCCCCCAAGGCUGAAGGUGGUCUGGGAUUUAGAAAGGCUGAAUUAAAUAACUUGGCUAUGUUGGCAAGGAAUGCUUGGAGAAUCCUAGAAAAUCCUAAUUGUAUGCUAGCUACCGCCAAAUACUUUCCUAGAACUGAUUUCUUGAAUGCAAGUGUACUACUAAAUGAUUCUGUGUCUAGACUUCCUGAUGAGGCGCAAUGUCUCUUUGUUACUAUCAUGUGGUCUCUCUGGACCAGUAGGAAUAAUCUCAUUUUCCAAAAUCUGAAAGAAAACCAUGUAGCAGUCUUAGCAAGAGCUAGAGAUAUGCUUCUAACUAGGAAACCCUGCCUUAUUGUUUCUCCCAAUACCUCUGUCAGUCUAUGUGAUAAAUGGAUGCCCCCUUCUUUUGGCUGGAUAAAGUGUAACACUGAUGGUGCCUAUGAUGACAUUACUGGAGCUAAUGGUGCAGGAUAUAUGAUGAGGGAUUUCUCAAGCAAAGCCUCCUUUUGUGCUUCCCUGGUUUUUGAAGUAAAGUCUUCUGAAGAAGCUGAAGCCAGAGCUAUUUGGGCAGUCCUGAAGAAAACCUUGGAACAGAUGUUAACUCAUAUCAUCGUUGAAAGUGAUGCGAAGUCUCUUAUUGAUCAUUUUUCAGCUAGCUUGUUUGAUGGAGAUUCUCGUACGGGUGCUAUUCUCAAAGACAUUCAGUUUUUUUCUUCUAAAUUAGUGGCAUGUGUAUUUAAUUUUCAACCUCGUGUUUGUAAUUAUGUGGCUCAUGAACUAGUUCAGUGGACAAAAACAAACAAUACCUCUAUGUACUGGUUUGUGCCUCCUGUUUGGUUGCUACCAACAGUUGAGGGGAUCAUUAGCCUUUUUGAUGACCUUAAAAAAAAAAAGAAAGUGAGUGCCUCUAGGUGGAGUGGUGCCUUAACCUCAACAACGGGUGGUUUCCUAAAUUAUAGUUCGGUGCCCUAA